Molecule: messenger RNA, 4987 nt
Organism: Paramuricea clavata
Lineage: Eukaryota; Metazoa; Cnidaria; Anthozoa; Malacalcyonacea; Plexauridae
Source: the annotation of a GenBank genome assembly
AAUCCAGGUGAAGCACAUCUUACUAUUGACGAGUUGCGUGAAAUGGCAGCAAGUGACAAUUCUGCUGCCUUCAUUUCUAAGGUGUCUAGGCAUGUUGCUAACAUUGCUGGUUCAAAUGCUUAUUGGCAUAGGGUAAUUAAUAUUAUUGUCCAAAAUGUUGAUGUCAACAGUGAUCCACACAAAGCUAUUAAAAAAGUUGCAAUGAAAACUCUCGGUGAACGAGAUUAUUCCGCUCAAGAAGUAAUGCAUCAUCUAUUUUCAUCAAAAUUACAUAGUUCAUCAUACAAUGUUGUUCCUGUGAGUCUCAAUGGCUCGCGUAGAGUACAUACCAACCACUCUGUUCAUAAUGGUAAUAUCAGCUGUACAAGCAAUUCAUCUCUAGAUGUUUAUGCUAAUCGUCAGCAUUAUGAUAGCUCACCUGAGACAAUGAACCUAAAUUUUAUACAGUUUAGUACUAAAUACAAAGUUGAUGAUGGAAACCUCACAAAAUUACCAGACAAUGUCAUUCCUCGCAUUUUCCCAACUUAUUCGUCCAGGCCAAUGCAAAAGGGCCAAUUUUUCCUAAUUAUUGCAAGGCGUUAGAUUGUGGUAAAGAAAUGGACAUGAUCUAUUUAGAUUUUUCCAAAGCUUUCGAUUCGGUACCUCACGAUAAACUUAUUUUUAAACACUCCCAAUUUGGUAUUACUGGGUCGCUCUUAGACUGGUUUUCUGACUAUCUGUCUGGACGUAAACAGCGCGUGGUAGGUGAAGGUUUCUCGUCAAGUUACCUCGAUGUAACAUCUGGUGUUCCUCAAAGCAGUAUUGUUGGCCCAUUGCUUUUCUUGAUCUACGUUAACGACCUUCCUGACUCAGCAAAACACAGCAAAGUACCAAUGUUUGCCGACGACAGUAAAUGCUAUAAAAUUAUAAACAAUCCACACGACUCUAAUCUCCUCCAAUCAGAUAUUCAAGCCCUUUGUCUUUGGUUUUCUACUUCGAAGGUAAAGUUCAACUUGAAGAAAUGUUCUGAAAUAAGAUUUUCGCGGAAACGUUCAUGUAUUGAGUCUCCCGAUUACUUUGCUCCAGUCAGAUCCCUUUUCAAUCAACUCAAAAGAAUCUUGGUAUACUUAUAACGAAUAACUUAAAAUGGUCGCCUCAUAUUUCCAAUAUUGUUUCCAAAGCAAACCGCAUGCUUGGAUUUCUACGACGUAACUGCACAUAUUUAACUGAUAUAAAUUGUCGACGCUCUCUCUAUUUGACACUUGUUCGUACACACCUGUGUUAUGGCAGUGAAAUUUGUCACCCCAAACAACAUAUAGGACCUUCUGCGUCUUGAAAUUGUCCAAAGACGAGCGACCAAGUAUAUCCUUCAAGACUUCACCUCAUCUUACACCAACCGUUUAAAGAAUCUUAACCUACUGCCUAUUUCAUCCUGGUUCGAAAUAAAAGAUAUUACGUUUUUUUAUAAAUGCAAAGCUGGUUAUUAUGACUUAACACUUGAAGACUAUAUUCUAGAUAAUUCUACUAAUCAUCACACUCGCUUUAGCUCUACUGAUUCAUACCGACCAAACCGUUGCAGAACAUCUUCUUUCCGAAACCUGUUUUUCAAUAGGAUAGUGCCACUAUGGAACAGCCUGCCAGGAGAUAUAAAAUCUUCUCACUCCAUUCAGUCACUGAAACUUAAACUCUAUAAUCACUGCACUCAAAAAGUUAACGCAUGUUUUGAUGUUAAUAGGCCAAGGACUUGGAAAAUGUUUUGCUCUAAAUGUCGUUCUUGUUUUAUGUCUUGUUGUUCGUAGAAGUGCAUGUUCUGAGUUUUUGUACGAAUGUAAUUAUGUGUAAUACCGUAAAUAUGUAACUAACUAUGUAUUUUGUUAAUUUUAUAACCGUUUAUAGUAUAGUAUAGCAUAGUAUAGCUUAGUAAUUCAUGUAUGGCAGGACUUAAUUUGGGACUUUAUUAGUCCUGUUUUCUGUGCCUUCAAUUUUCUUAUUGUAAAACUAAUAAAAAAGUAUCAGUUGUUAAGAUACAAACCUUGGAAACAUACUCAAAAUGAUGCAUGGGGUAACCAAGAACCAUGUUAUGAAGUGUUUGUUUCUCAGUGGCAAGAAUUUUUGCAAACACCCUAUGCACAAGCUAAUGUACCAGACUGGUUUGAUAAACUUGAAAAUGCUAUCCAGAGUCAGGAAGAAACAGAGAAUUCUCCUCAGGAACAAGAUAGUAUAGAUCGCGAAGAUCUAUACUAUCUCCAUACUCAAUUUGAAAAUUCUGAGAAAACGGAACCAACUGGCUACUGACAUCAAGAUAGAGCUAGCUACACUGAUCAACAAAUUGGUGAAAUGCCUAAUUGGAUUAAGACCAUGAAGGAACAAUCAAGUACUACAGUACUACAGUACAACAGCCCUAUGAUGUUGUAGACAUAAGCAGUUUCGGUAGAAUGCAACAACUUGCAUAUAAUAUCAUAAAAAAACAUUUUGAAGAUGAAUCUCCAGAAAAAGAACCCUUGUGUCUUAUCAUGAUAGGUGAAGCUGGCACAGGUAAAAGCUAUCUUAUUAAUGCCAUUCGUAAUCUUUUGCAAAGUAAAUGUGCAGUAACUGCUACAACAGGAAAAGCAUCUUUCAAUAUUAGAGGUGCUACAAUUCAUUCCUUAUUGAAACUAUCAAUAGGAACAAGAGGUAACAAAGAUGUUACAGGACAAUCUCUUUGCAGAUUACAGGAAAGCCUUAACGGUGUUGACUACAUUAUAGUAGACGAAUAUUCUAUGCUUGGGCAAACUACAUUUGGUUGGAUUGACAAACGCUGCAAACAAGCAACUGGUCACCAUGACCACAUUGUUGGAGGGAAAUCUUUCAUUUUGAAUGGCGACCCUGGCCAGUUUCCCCCUGUUGCAAAUAAACCACUUUAUCAUCCCAAACCAUCAAAUGCUAUUGCAGGGCAAGGGUACCAAACAUAUAGAAUGUUUAACAAAGUGGUUAAACUUACUGUUAAUCAAAAAGUACAAUGUGCCAGUAUACAACAACAGCAGUUCCGAGACUUGCUUAUGAGAUUGCGUGUUGGUGAUUCUACAUGCAAUGAUUGGGAAAUGCUAUUGACACGGCAACCAGCAAAUAUAAGAGAUCUAACACUAUUUAAUGAUGCUACUAGAUUGUUUUAUGGCAGUGACCAAGUUGCAUCAUAUAAUCAUGAUCAACUUAUAAAACUGCAACAACCUGUUGCUGUUGUUAAUGCAUACCAUUCUUCAGUAACCGCAAAAAAAGAUUUCUCCUGCAGACAUGUCAGGUCUAUAACCAGUAGUAUUCCUAGCAAAGAAUGCAAAGGUAAUGCUAACAAUGAAUCUUUGACCGUCUUUUGGGCUCUGUAAUGGCGCUACUGGAACAAUAAUUGAUUUUAUAUAUGAAGUUGAACAGCAACCACCCCACUUGCCUAUAGCUAUAAUUGUUCAAUUUGAUGAUUACAAUGGUCCAUCUAUCAGUGACACAUUGCAUUCUUGUAUUCCAAUAUGUCCUCUAAAUGUCUCUGCUCAGCUCUCUGAAGGUGUCCAUGAGAGACAACAAUUGCCUCUCAGACUUGCAUAUGCUCUUACAAUACACAAGAGUCAGGAGCUUACACUUCCUAAAGCCUGGGUAAAUAUUGGUAAAUCAGAAAAACUCCUGGUAUCUCUUAUGUUGCUAUUAGCAGAGUAAAAACAUUGACAUCCUUUUUUUAUUGAAUCAAUGACAUUUGAAAGGUUGACAAGCAUGAAGUCAUCAGCAAACUUGAAAUACAGGCUUGUUGAGGAAAAAAGAUUACAUAUUUUGGCACAGGCAACAUGCAGUGAAUUUGACCAGGCAUAACUUUACUUUAAAAAAAAUUUCUUUUACCUUCUUUGCAUUAAAGUAUUUUAAUUAAUUUUAUAUAACGUUCCUGCUUAUAGUUACAACAUACAAGACAAGCCAGGAUGGACCAACAAGCUAGUAAGUAUUUUCUAGGAUAUUGGAUAUCUGUCAUUAUUACCCCCAAUUAAUGUAUGUUUAAAUUAAUUCACCAACAUAACCAACCCUGAUAUUCCUUAUUGCCUUGAUAGGUGAAUUGCUAAAUAAAUUACUUUGUAUCACAAACAUCUAAUAAAAGUUAUUUUAUUAACAGACACAUCAUCACAGAACAGUGAAGAAAUGUUUGGAUAUCUUGUAAAUGUCUCACCAGUAAAAACCAGUGGGACCAGGAGAUAUUUCAACUUCAACAUCCAAACAAAAUUGGGAGCAAGAAGAGGGGUCUGUUUCUCUCCAGAAAAAAGAACAAAUAGGACCACUUUUCAAGAUCAAAAAGCACCAGUCAAGAUACAGCAGUUUCGCACUGCAGCUUCAAAUGAUGUUAUCGUGGACCAUCAGACCGAAUUACUUCGUUGGACUCGAUAAAAAAUGCGAUAGGAGUACAGUUUGUUACAGUCAAGGCGAAAGUGCACAGCUUGGAUAGUGUGAAGAAAAUAACAACGAAACUUAAUCAAACACUUGACAAGCAAGAAGGAAUACUACUUGACCCAUCAGGGCAAAUGAAAAUUCUACUAUGGCAAGAUCAAGUCAAUUCCAUCAAGGAAGGGGAAACGUACAUCUUUAAAACUUGCGCGUUAAGGAUAACCAGUACAAAGAACGUUAUGUUAAUCCACCAAAAGACUGUAAUAAUUAUUCUGUUACAGUAGCUGAAAGUUAUCAAGAACAACUGCCAGAAGCAGAGGUUAUUCCUGAAACACUGGUUAUCGCACAAGGUAACAUCUACGGGGUAAGCAAUAUUGCAAAAUCAAAAUCCUGUCUUCUUUGCGGUAACAGAGUUAUCCCGAAGAAUGACAAAAUCUCCAACUGUACAAAGUGUAGAAUGACUGCGAAGCUACAAUCGUGUCUGCAGGACUGGCAACUCAAAAUCCAUGUUCCAACAAGCCAGAAAAAAACCGUGCGUCUCUCAGUCUUCAAUAGUGAAAUCGGACUAUUAUUUCCACUUUGUGACCUCGAUCCCACGUGCAACGAGGAGACCUCUUAG